Molecule: messenger RNA, 1580 nt
Organism: Pygocentrus nattereri (red-bellied piranha)
Lineage: Eukaryota; Metazoa; Chordata; Actinopteri; Characiformes; Serrasalmidae
Gene: rad51ap1
Product: RAD51 associated protein 1
Exons: 10
Coding region: 276-1316 (346 amino acids)
Biological process (GO): interstrand cross-link repair; double-strand break repair via homologous recombination
Molecular function (GO): double-stranded DNA binding; single-stranded DNA binding
Source: RefSeq, a predicted model, not a curated record
CCUCAAAUGGCUUUUCCUGGUUUGUUUACAGGCGGUUAGCUGGCAAACAGAAAGUUACAGUCCGAGAUUGUUGUGGUCAUAUUAUGGUCAUAUUUUGGUGAUAUUCCGUUCGUCCUGAGACUGUCACUGUAUAACCGGGGCCAGGGAACGUGCGCGUGUGCGUGUGAGAGUCGGUUAAUACUCCAGCCCGUGAGCCGGGGCAGCGCUGCUGCUGUUGGCUGGGCGGUAAACGGUUCAGCCGCUGCUUCUAAAGUAAAAAUUAAACUUCGUCUUUUAUGCUUCUGUAUGAAAUGGACCGGCCAGCAAGGAAUAGAAAAACCGUUAACUACUCGGAUUUCCUGGAUGAUGACGAUGAAGAUUUUGCCACAGUGAAAGGGCCUCCAAAUAAAAAAGCUCGAGCAUCUGUUAAGGACCCUCAUCAUGAAAGUAACAGGGAAACUCCAAGUAACUCUCCAAAAGCAAUGGAUGCUAAAAUUGGGAAAGGACCCAAAGAGAGACUGUCUUUGGAUGAAAAACUACAUAAAAGAGAUUUGGAAGCAGCGCUGAGUCUCUCUCUGCUGCAGAGUAUGGAAAAAGUGGAGGAACCACUCACUAAUGCUCUGGAUGAAAAGUGCCAGCCUCCUGUGCUGACACACUGCAGCAUGGAUGGCAGUUGCUUAGACGAUACAUCUUCAUACCACCUCCUCCCUCGAGAUUCACCUCCUGUGUUGUCAAACUGCAGUGUGGAUGUCAACUGCUUAGGCUUAGAUCACGUCACUAGUGAGCAGACCCCGUCCAGACAGAAGACCUCAAAAACCAGACAGCCUCGGAAACGCGUGUUGCAGGACGAGAACGACAGCGCAGGGGAUGAAGACUACAAACCUCAGAACACACCCGGUACUCAGAGUGACGCAGAUUUCAGUGAUCCUGACGAGAGUGAGGAUGAAGAAUUCUCAGUAAAGAAAAAAGGAGAGAAAAAGAAAACAAGCAGGAAUGAGAAGAAGAAGAUAGCCAAGAAAGAGAGGAACACACCAAAAUUACCCAAAGCCACACAGAAGUCUGCAGUUAGUAAGACGGCAGUCAGUAGGAGUCCAGGAGUUACUCAGGCUGUGCCUGCACAGAAGACGAGUCCCAUCACUCCUCCUAUGCCUAAGCAUGCACUCUGCUCCAGUCCUGCAGGUGGCAGACUUCCAAAGUGGAAUCCUCCUGGUCUGGUGGGAAAUAGCCCUACCUCGUGUCAGAGUGCUCCAGUGAAAUCUCCUGGACUGGGUCUGCGUUUAGGACUGUCCCGUUUGGCUCGAGUCAAACCUCUGCACUCUAAUGCUGCAGCGCAUUGAGUUGACUUAGUAAAUUAUUUGCCAUGUCUUGUACAAAUAGUAUGGCUGAUGUGUCUGUGUUUCUGUCAAAGCAUUUUUUGACAGCAUCAUACUGAUAACUUUGUUAAAUUCUUUCAAUUAUAUUUUGUGUUCAUUUUAAUGGAAAAAAUGUGUCUAGUUGACAUUUUCAUUUUUAUAUUUUUAUAUGUCUGCGUGUGGUGCAUUUCCUCCUGAUCUUGUAUGUCCUGUGAUAUGCAAUAAAAAUAAAUGAUUUUUAGCAUUACA